AUCAUCCGGGCUUUUAUCGUGAAAAACUAUUUACCACACCUAAACCUGACGUUUGACAAAUGUUUACUAACCUUAAAAUUUUCGUUGCUGUCAAAAGUGCGAAUGUCAAAGAUUUUGACACUGUCAGUGACUUGUCAUAAGUGGCGGGAAGAUAAAAAUCAAAUAUAAACAAACAAAAAAGUUUGUAAAGUACUCCCUCAUAAUUUCCUUACAUACUUUAGUUAGUUUUUCUUUUAUUUAACUUACUUACGAUGGACGUCGAUGAGAAUAUUAUUAGUGAAGAUAUGUUUGAUGAGGACGAAGAGGGGGACAUAUCGUUGGAACAAGUUAUAAAAGAUAUGGAGGAGGCCUGGCUUAACGAGAAAUUCGCCCCCGAAAUUUUGCCACACAAAAUGGAAUAUGUUGAGAUUCUCUUGGGCCAGAUCACGAAUAUUGAAACUCAGCUUCAACAGUUAAAAAACACAGAUUUUAAAAAGGGAAUACAUCAAAUGGAAGUCGACAGACUGAGGUUUAUAGUAACAAGUUACUUAAGGUUGCGACUUGAAAAAAUUGAAGCUUUUUCAACUCAUAUUUUAAACCAGGAAAAGCAACGGGCAGAAAAUAACAGGGAAUUGUAUUUAAGCCCAAAUGAAUUGGAGUUUGCACAAGAGUUUGAGCAAAAUCUAAAACAACAUCUAGACUCUUUCCUGAGCUUUUGUCCUGAUGCAGUGGAUGUAGAUGCCCAACUAGUAGCUCCAAAUAUACACAGUAUGGUAUUCUUAAAAUCGAAAAAAGCCGUGGAAGGUAUCGUAAUAGACGACGGAGAUGGAGACAACAACGAUCUUAUCGACUUACCCACCGGAUCUCAAAUUUUAAUCAGCUACAACAGCGUGUCGGAUUUGGUAAAAAAAGGCGAUGUGCAUUUAAUUUAGAUUGUAAAUAUAAUUUAUUAAGUACAAAGUAGAAGGUAAAUACUGUUUAAGUGUCAUAACAAUUGUAUGUAAAUAUAUAUAUAUAAUAAAACUAAAAUAUUAUUUGUUAUGUUAAGGCAAAAAUUCGUCAUAAAAAUAAAGUAGUUUUUCUUUUAAA
Messenger RNA from Anthonomus grandis grandis, 1068 nucleotides. RefSeq names its product DNA replication complex GINS protein SLD5 (gene Sld5). Gene Ontology annotation, biological process: double-strand break repair via break-induced replication; DNA-templated DNA replication. Gene Ontology annotation, cellular component: GINS complex. The record is from RefSeq and is a predicted model, not a curated record. Bases 252 to 911 code for a protein of 219 amino acids. Lineage: Eukaryota; Metazoa; Arthropoda; Insecta; Coleoptera; Curculionidae. The transcript is spliced from 4 exons.